GGCUCCAGGUUGCCUAGGACGAGCUCCGGAUCAGGCACAGUUGGGGAUGCUGGUGAAUUCCCUUUAGAGUCCAGGCAGCCAGGCCCACAGAACCACCACGGCCCUUCCAGAAAGCUCUGCAUCUGUGCUGGUAGCACAGCCGCUGUGUUCCUCUUGGAGAGUUCCUCGCUGGACAGGACGAGGGCCCCUCCCCCGCAACCCCCUCCAAGGUCUAGGUGGAGCAGGUGGCGAGCAGGCAUCGCGGGCCGGUAGGCAUCCUCCUCUGCGCACACCUCACGCGAUUUCAGGGUGCCAAGUGGCCUCAGACCUUGCAGCUGGCAGUGCGGUGCGCUCUGCUCAGUCCGGGUGCAUUCAACGUCACACAGGCGCUGCUGGGCUGGGGUCACCGGACCUGGUUUCUGCUUUCUGGGGAUCCACCGGCUGAGCAAAAGAGCCAAAGCUUUAUCUACAAGCGGGCUUCUAUAAACAGUGCUCGGGUGCCCUCUCGGCGCUGUCCCUCCUGGCUGCUGAGCGCCAAGGCACAAAGUUGUAAGCAGGGACACGAGAACCCAAGGCAGACACCGGCGCCAGCACCUUAGAAUUGAUCUGGAAAUUUGGCUCUUUCGCUGCGGGGGGUGGGCUCAGUUAAGCCGCCUACCUGCCUCCGAGUGACUCCGGCUUUGGGAGAAUUUUGACCAAGCACAAGUGGGAGUCGCUAACAUUCUGGCCAUGAACACAACCCGGCGUUCUUCUCAUCCUCGGAAACACCUCCUGUCUCUGUAAUUUGUUCCUGCGCCAGCCAGAGUCCCUAGGACAGGACCUGCACUCCCAUCGCUCGGCACCUACUACCCUGGCGUUUCCUCGCUGAGCGCCCUGUCUUCAGCUCCGUGCUUCACCCAGGAGUACUUGGGUUUGGGGUGAGAAUUUAUUUUGUUCCUUUGAGGUGUGAUCGAGAGGGUCUGGAGACUUUUUAGAUGUCAAGAGACGAGUGUGACUGCAGUGGCCCCAGGCAAAACUGAUUUUGGGGCGGAGGAGGUUAGGGUAGGGAGUUCUGCAUGAGCUGCUUAAAGGACAAAGGUAACAGAGCCAGGCAGACAGCUCGAAAGGAGACUUCAGCCCGGAGAAUUGGUGGAAGUGCGCGCGCCGCCGCCACCACCGCCACCACCGCUGCCUUUCCUGCAGCGCUGUCGAUCUAGCCGCUGGCAUCUUCCCGAGCUCCGGGAUUCCGGGGGAGCAGGCGCCGCCCGGAGCAGAAGCGCCAGGCUGCGGCUUGCGCACGCGGCUCACCAUGGGCUCCGCGCGCCAGGCGCUGUCCGUGGUACCGGCUGUUCUACUGGUUCUCGCGCUGCCUGGGCUGCCUGUCUGGGCACAGAAUGACACAGAACCGAUCGUGCUGGAGGGCAAGUGUCUGGUGGUAUGCGACUCGAACCCAGCCACAGACUCCAAGGGAUCAUCUUCUUCCCCUUUGGGGAUAUCGGUCCGGGCAGCAAACUCCAAGGUGGCCUUUUCGGCGGUUCGGAGCACCAACCAUGAGCCAUCCGAGAUGAGCAACAAGACUCGCAUCAUUUACUUUGAUCAGAUCCUGGUUAAUGUGGGCAAUUUUUUCACGUUGGAGUCUGUCUUUGUGGCACCAAGGAAAGGAAUCUAUAGUUUUAGUUUUCACGUAAUUAAAGUCUACCAGAGCCAGACAAUACAGGUAAACUUGAUGUUAAAUGGAAAACCAGUCAUAUCUGCAUUUGCUGGGGAUAAAGAUGUGACCCGAGAAGCUGCCACCAACGGAGUGCUGCUCUACCUGGACAAAGAAGAUAAGGUUUACCUAAAACUGGAGAAAGGUAACUUGCUUGGCGGCUGGCAGUAUUCCACAUUUUCUGGCUUUCUGGUGUUUCCUCUAUAGAACUUGACUUCUCUGUGACACCCACGAGUGAGGGUGCCCACCCCUUGCUAUCGGAAGACCGCUUUUCACCCUUGGAUCGAUGUCUCUUAUUGUUUCGCUCAUGAGUGACUAUGGAUCCUCUUCAAGGAUUCUAGACCUGUCUGGACAAAUACAAAGUGUCCCAGAUUGUUCUCAUGUGUGUGCCAGUCUCCUUCCGUGUGACCCAGGACUCCAAAACUGGAAAUCCCUAACCCUGCUUACAUGUUAACGGUCAGAAGCUGUCUCAAGGCUCCUCCCAUUUAGUUUCCUGCUCUUACUGCACUGGGGUUUUCAUUUCUUUGUGUUUGAAAGACCGGCGCGGGGGUCUGAGAGUUAGAAAACCCGGAAGUUCUGACUUCGGUGGUUAUCGUGGGACUGCCAAAGACUCGUAUAUUGUGUGGAUACACUGAUUACACUUGUUUUCUUUUCCUUUGUGUUUUUAAUUAUAAUCACUUCAGAAUUGGUUUGUCUUGUUCUCCUAAGGUAACUGGGAUUGUAUUCUAGCAACUGGCAUUGUGUUUUCUCUAUCCACAAGGUAACAAAUGGCUUGCCUCAAAAUGUCCCUUAACUCUGAGCUCACCCACAUGACCUCCCUCCUGCUCCCUAAAACGAAUGCUCCAUAGUUGUAUUUUAAUUAUAUAUGUGAAAGAGUCAUAUUUUCCAAAUUAUAUUUUCUAAUAGGAAAAAUAGAUCACAAUCUGACAAAGAAGAAGUUACUUACCCCAAUUCUAAGUGCUCAGUCCCUAAAUGUUGGCAAAAUAGCUCUUACACUUUACUGUUCAACUUUAAUUAAUGUGAUUGAUAACAACCACUUUAUUAGAACCAGAGGGGAUUAUUUCCCCCUUUAACAUGACCACUUUAUUAACUGGAGAUGGUAUGCCCUUGUUUUUAAUUAUAUCUAUUUUUCAAAUCUCCUGUUGUGUUUGAAAUAUCAUCUGGUUUUGCCUUAAUUCCUCAACUUGUAUAUAUAAUAUAUAUUUAUCUGUUCAGCUAAUAUUAAAUCCAGAUACUCCAUAACGAAAUUUAGUGCAAUAUCUUAUUUUGUCUUUUGUAUAGGUCAUAUGAAUUCAUAAAUUAUU
Messenger RNA from Mesocricetus auratus (golden hamster), 2970 nucleotides. RefSeq names its product cerebellin 4 precursor (gene Cbln4). The record is from RefSeq and is a predicted model, not a curated record. The transcript has 3 exons. NCBI's taxonomy places the organism in Eukaryota, Metazoa, Chordata, Mammalia, Rodentia, Cricetidae. Bases 1268 to 1873 code for a protein of 201 amino acids. Gene Ontology annotation, molecular function: protein binding.